This is a messenger RNA of Elaeis guineensis (African oil palm), 2009 nucleotides long. RefSeq lists its product as uncharacterized. Gene Ontology annotation, biological process: endoplasmic reticulum tubular network organization. Lineage: Eukaryota; Viridiplantae; Streptophyta; Magnoliopsida; Arecales; Arecaceae. The record is from RefSeq and is a predicted model, not a curated record. Gene Ontology annotation, cellular component: endoplasmic reticulum tubular network.
CCGUUUGUUUGUUUGGUCAUACGUCGUCUUGUCUCUUCUUUAAUCUCUCCGAGACCCAUCGAGCAACGACUCGUACGCGCCCUCAAAAGCAUACACCCGCAUUGGAGAAAAGCCAUAGAAUCCAGUCCCCAGAAGGGGAGAGAGGAGAAGAACCUUCUCUCCUUCCACUCGCCCCUUGUUCGUCGUGAUCCGAUCUCUAUAAACCCUUCCCGGGGAAUGGCGGAUGAUGCUGGCGCGGCCGCGGGGGACGGUCGGACGAAGUCGACGGCGCUGCCGCCGUCGCCGAAGAAGCAGCGGAGGGGGAUAUUCUCCCGGAUUUGGAGGGGGAUCUUUGGAGUGCGGAGUGAGGACUACGAGAAGAAGCUGCAGUACUUGUCCAAGGAGGAGGCUGCGGUCCAUGCGAGGAUGAAGCGGCGGGCCCAGUCCUCUAGGAGGAUGGUCAGGAAUCUUAUUGUUUUCUCCGUGAUCGUUGAGGUGAUAGCAGUGGUUUAUGCAAUCAUGACAACAAGAUCAUUGGAUCUAAACUGGCAGAUGAGGGCAGUUCGAGUUUUGCCUAUGUUUGUUUUACCUGCUUUAUCUUCUGUUGUCUAUUCAACACUAAUAAGCUUCACAAGGAUGCUUGAUCGCAAGGACCAGAAAAUGCUUGAAAGGCUACGUGCUGAGAGGAAAGCAAAAAUUGAUGAGCUUAAAGAGAGAACGAAUUAUUACACAACACAAGAGCUUAUUCAGAAAUAUGACCUUGAUCCUGCUGCAAAAGCUGCAGCAGCAACCGUUCUCGCAUCCAAAUUAGGGGCAGAUUCUGGUUUGAAAAUCUCUGUCGGAGAUGAAUCUAAAACCAAUGCACUGUCAGCAAAAAGCAGUGAUGUUGAGCUGGUGCAAUUUGAUGGGCUCCGGAAUAGGAAACAAUCUCAUGCAAGAAUCAAUAGCACUGGGAGCACCAAUGCUCAAGUUGUCAAUGAAACUGUAGGGGAGUCUGGAGGUGACAGCCAAGAAGUUGCAGUUCAGUCUCAGAAGGUUGUCGAACAUUUUAAAGGUUCAAGCCCUAACAAUGGUGGAUGGAUUGCACGUAUUGCUGCUCUGCUUGUGGGCGAGGAUCCAUCGCAGUCUUAUGCACUCAUAUGUGGCAACUGCUACAUGCAUAAUGGACUAGCCAGGAAAGAGGAUUUUCCAUACAUAACAUAUUACUGUCCACACUGCCAUGCUUUGAAUGCAUCGAAGCUAUCGGUAGAGCAUGCCUCAGGUUCCAGUUCUGGCACUACUGGUCCAUCUUCUCCGAUUGAUGGCAAUCGUGCUUGCCAUGUUGCGACGGGGACUGAAGUCAUGGGGGACAUGACAAAUGCUCAGGAGGCCUCUGUGGGAGGGAAUGAUGAGAAAUUACGUGCCGUUCAGGCUAGUUGAGGAUUUUGCAUGAGUACACGUAAAUAAGGAGGAGCUACUCUUCAUUCAAUUAAAAGAAGAAGCUGGGCUGAAACAAGUAGAUUACGAAAAAAAAAAAAAGGCAAACAGAGGGUGAAACAAGUAGCAAGCUUCGAGGAUGCCAUCCGAAACGAAGUUCUACCCCUUGUUUGGGCCGAUAUCUCCCGUGAUUUAAAGGUAGAUGUGGCUACCAAGAGGACCUGUUGAUUGUUAAGGAAGAUAUGGCAGUUUUGUUCUUGCUAGAUUGUCCAGGUGACCGCCGUUGCAAGAGAUAUCCAUCCUGCCAGAAACAGCGUAAUAAUGGUGGCUUUCGAGGUUGAGGCCGUUGCAGAGGCUCACUCCCGGAGAUCAAGCAAUUGAUCUCCAUAUGCUCACUCCAUCGGCUCAUCAAUAAGAUAUCCAAACAUGCCUUAGAAGUUCUUUAUUCCAGGUCGUUGUGGCAAUGGUUAGUGAUAAUCGUCUCCGGUCCUCAUCUCCUGGAUAGCUUGCUACCUAGAUUUGGGCGCGUUGGGUGCUUAAAUCCCGCAAUCCAAAACCGGCCAACUGACGGAUCCCUUGUCGGUCCUCUCCUACCAUUAAACCAAAAAAAAAAA